Molecule: messenger RNA, 1294 nt
Organism: Panicum virgatum (switchgrass)
Lineage: Eukaryota; Viridiplantae; Streptophyta; Magnoliopsida; Poales; Poaceae
Product: RING-H2 finger protein ATL74-like
Exons: 1
Coding region: 386-907 (173 amino acids)
Source: RefSeq, a predicted model, not a curated record
CUAGUUUUAUACCGAAAACCAGCGAGACGGAGUGAUUGUCAAUUUGUCAUGUUGUUCAAAGUUCAAAGCCAGUUUGUUCCAUUUUUUGGACGUAAAAUUUGCGCGUAUUCUGAGAGCAAUGCUGCUUUGAUAGAGUGUUAGAUGAUGCACUGUGGUAGUGGUUUGACUGGUUUCCAAGUACCAACUCUCCCAAGACCAGAGGAAGAUGAAGCACCCAUCUAGUUUUUUUUUCUCGCUCUGCCCGCUUCCUGCAUAAAAGACAAAGGAAUUACUCGGACAGCGGCGCCCGCUCGCGAUCGCGGGUGUCAGUUGGGUUGCCACACUGCCUCCACACACACCACCAGAACGGCAGCCAGCCAGCCAGCCCAGAGGAAGGCAGGAAGCCAUGGCGCGCCCGAGCAACCACACCGCCUCGCCCUCCAUGACGAAGGCUACGGCGGCGGCCGUGAUCGCCUCGUCGCCGUCUCCCCCUCGGCCGCCGCCUCCCGCCGCGGCUGCUGGCGCGGGGGCGGGGGGCCCCUACGCCAGCUCCCGGGCCUUCUUCUCCAACGUGGCCACCAUCCUCAUCAUCCUGGCCUGCGUCUCGCUGCUCGCCUUCGCCCUCCACGGCGCGGCGCGCCUUGUCCUCCGCUGCCUCGCGAGCCGCCGCGCCGCGCGGGCGCGGGCGGACGAGCCCAAGCUCCCGUCGACCGCCGCCGACGCCGGGGGCGCCGGCGCCCCCGGCGCGUGGGCCGAGGCGGAGUGCGCCAUCUGCCUGUCGGAGCUGGCGGGCGGCGGGCGCGUCCGCGUGCUCCCGGCGUGCGGGCACGGGUUCCACGGCGCCUGCGUGGAGGGCUGGCUCGCGGCGCGCGCGUCCUGCCCCACCUGCCGCGCGCCGUCCCGGCCGCCGCGGGCGGUAGAGCCGUAGCCAGGCCGCCGCCGUGCCGCCGUCACGGGCCUCCGUCGGCGACGCAGACAAGAAGAAGCGACGGCGAGUACGUUCCGCUGGAGCAAGCUCUGCUCCGGCGCCUCCGAUCCAUGGCGUUCGUUUCAUUAUCGCUUAGAACCAAUGCAAAUUCACCACCGGCUGCUUGCUGCCGCAUGCGGAUCGAGUCAUCUGUGUUUCAUGCGGAGCUCGCAUUGCGGGAUUAGGAGGUUGUUGGUGUGAUCUGAUGAAUAGUGUUAAUGAAUAGUAUUAUGUGAGAGGAAAUAACUCGAGAUAAGUCAUCAGCCGAACAGACUUAGGUCGUUGUACUACCGGAAAUUGACUGCGAUUACGCACACCAAUUAAGCUCGUCGUCGUUUCCGUCCCUCA